AUGGAUACACUUCCAAGCUCAAUCUGUCGAGCUUGCCGACUGCGGCUCCUCAAGCCAUCGACUUCCCGAGCCUUCAGCACAACCUCUCCUCGCUCGUACAUCCCACCGGAGUCUCCUGCCUUUGUUGAUGUCCCACAGCCUCUUCAACCAGUUCGAGAUUUUCACCCUCGCGCAAAGGGCAUUCUCCCUGUCCCUCGUGAGCUUUUCCCGGCCCGGCGGCCAGACAAACCUGGCCAGCAAUACCUCGACAAUGUCACACCCGAUCCCCGUCCCGAAAAUAUCCUUCCUCCAGAGCAUCUGACCGAGACGGGGAGGUACAAACGACGUAUGGCCGAGUUGAGGAAGACUCAUCUACGUUCGGCGCUGAAAGAACUGCACAUUCGGAAGACGUCUAUUGACGCUAGCAUCGCCGCUCGCAGCGCUGCCAAACAGCGUGAACGUGCCCGACUCCUGACACAAACCGAACGCGAAGACGUCCGUCUCACCAACGUUACCGUUCCUAGCGCAAUGCGUCCGCAAAAGAUUCACGAAUUGUCGGUCGAAGAGGAGCUCGCCACCUAUAACACCCGCAAGGCGGCACAUGAAGCUCGCCUGGCAGCAAAACAUGAAGAUCGUCUCGACAAACUCCACACUCUAUAUAUCAAUUCGCGAACAUUCAUCACAGAUAAGGAUCAACUCAGUGCGGCGAUCGAAAAGGCAUUUACCACGACAGGAAGUAUCUGGAGGAAAGAUGGCAGGCCAGAUACUGUGGAAGAGAUGAUCAAGCGCGGAAGGGACAGGACAGCGGAUCAGGGACGAGGUGGCAUGAUGCUGUUCAGUGAUGUCAAUGAACGGGCAUUGAAAGACCAGGAGAGGAUGAAGAAGAUUGCAGAGAAAUUGAGCGGUGGAAAGCUGUGA
This is a messenger RNA of Fonsecaea multimorphosa CBS 102226, 897 nucleotides long. RefSeq lists its product as uncharacterized. The transcript has a single exon. The record is from RefSeq and is a predicted model, not a curated record. The coding region runs from base 1 to 897 and encodes 298 amino acids. Lineage: Eukaryota; Fungi; Ascomycota; Eurotiomycetes; Chaetothyriales; Herpotrichiellaceae.